Messenger RNA from Octopus sinensis (East Asian common octopus), 1887 nucleotides. RefSeq names its product location of vulva defective 1-like. Lineage: Eukaryota; Metazoa; Mollusca; Cephalopoda; Octopoda; Octopodidae. The coding region runs from base 1 to 1887 and encodes 628 amino acids. The record is from RefSeq and is a predicted model, not a curated record. The transcript has a single exon.
AUGUUACACAGUAACACAAACACUUCGCCUUCAGUGACUAAUGAAAGCUAUGUGACAACUGAAGUUACAAAUAUAUUAAACAGUAGCACAUACAUUUCCACUCCUGCAACAAGCAAUAGUAAUAGGACAACAAACGUUACACUCAUGUUACACAGUAACACAAACACUCCGCCUUCAGUGACUAACGAAAGCUAUGUGACAACUGAAGUUACAAAUAUAUUAAACAGUAGCACAUACAUCUCCACUCCUGCAACAAGCAAUAGUAAUAGGACAACAAACGUUACACUCAUGUUACACAGUAACACAAACACUCCGCCUUCAGUGACUAACGAAAGCUAUGUGACAACUGAAGUUACAAAUAUAUUAAACAGUAGCACAUACAUUUCCACUCCCGCAACAAGCAAUAGUAAUAGGACAACAAACGUUACACUCAUGUUACACAGUAACACAAACACUUCGCCUUCAGUGACUAACGAAAGCUAUGUGACAACUGAAGUUACAAAUAUAUUAAACAGUAGCACAUACAUUUCCACUCCCGCAACAAGCAAUAGUAAUAGGACAACAAACGUUACACUCAUGUUACACAGUAACACAAACACUCCGCCUUCAGUGACUAACGAAAGCUAUGUGACAACUGAAGUUACAAAUAUAUUAAACAGUAGCACAUACAUUUCCACUCCUGCAACAAGCAAUAGUAAUAGGACAACAAACGUUACAGUCAUGUUACACAGUAACACAAACACUCCGCCUUCAGUGACUAACGAAAGCUAUGUGACAACUGAAGUUACAAAUAUAUUAAACAGUAGCACAUACAUCUCCACUCCUGCAACAAGCAAUAGUAAUAGGACAACAAACGUUACACUCAUGUUACACAGUAACACAAACACUCCCCCUUCAGUGACUAAUGAAAGCUAUGUGACAACUGAAGUUACAAAUAUGUUAAACAGUAGCACAUACAUUUCCACUCCUGCAACAAGCAAUAGUAAUAGGACAACAAACGUUACACUCAUGUUACACAGUAACACAAACACUCCGCCUUCAGUGACUAACGAAAGCUAUGUGACAACUGAAGUUACAAAUAUAUUAAACAGUAGCACAUACAUUUCCACUCCUGCAACAAGCAAUAGUAAUAGGACAACAAACGUUACACUCAUGUUACACAAUAACACAAACACUUCGCCUUCAGUGACUAACGAAAGCUAUGUGACAACUGAAGUUACAAAUAUAUUAAACAGUAGCACAUACAUUUCCACUCCUGCAACAAGCAAUAGUAAUAGGACAACAAACGUUACACUCAUGUUACACAGUAACACAAACACUUCGCCUUCAGUGACUAACGAAAGCUAUGUGACAACUGAAGUUACAAAUAUAUUAAACAGUAGCACAUACAUUUCCACUCCCGCAACAAGCAAUAGUAAUAGGACAACAAACGUUACACUCAUGUUACAUAGUAGCACAGAUCUCCCCACUUCUGUAACAAAUGAAAGUAAUGUAACAACAGAUGUUACAAGAAGUGAAACUAAAGCAGACGUCACCAUGAAUGUAACACCUCUUACUAAUAUCACAACAGAUGCUGUCACGGUCAUUCCCACAUCUGUAACAUACCAGAAUGCAUCUCGAUGGCAACCUGUCACGGUGACGACGGUAGAAAUGAACAGUGAAAGUAAUUCCGAUACUCUAUCGUAUCUCACCGAUGCAACAGAGAAUUCAGGCGAAGAUUCAACAACGACCGAAGGCAACGUAGACGGUGUUACAAAAGUUACUACUUACAGCGGAGAAAUCACUUCGUACUUUACAGAAACAGGUAGAAAUAUUACUAGCGAACCCACACUUCAGUUUUCUAUUAACAGUGAUAUAGACCGUAGUAUGUGCUAUAUAACAUCUUAG